AUGGCUGACUCAGACAUUCAUCGGCAUAUUGAGGGCGGAAAUGCAAAUUUCAUUGCUGGAUGUGCGCUUUCAGAGUUCUUUUUAAGCCCUCACAUUCGUAUUACGAAUAACCUCUCAAUCAAAGCCGAUGCUAACACGAUACUGCUAUCAUGGCACCCAAAAAGAGCAACGAGACCACCGUUGAUGAAAAGGGUGCUUCAGUCAUUCAUUGGACCGUUCAGAUUCUAUCGAAAGGCUCCAUCAACCAUAUAUGGCCGCUGGCCUACGAACAGCAUUGUAGGCUUCUAUCAACCAGAACAUGCACUUGCUGCCUCAAAAUACUUCAAGAGCAACCCGGAUGUUGAGGUACAGAUUCUCUAUACCGUCUACUUUACUGCGCCGAAAGAGUUGUUCGAUGCAGUCUUGCUCGAUGUCGAAGAGGUCAUGUCACAGAUUCCAGAAGGAAAUGCAACGUGGGAUGAUUCUCCCAAGCAUGGUAUGGUGACACUGCGCCUAUCCGGGACAGAUCGAGAGAGCAUCGUGGAUAUGAAGAGAAUACUGGAAGCCAUAUUCGCUGGCCGAAUCGCAACCGCAGAACAGGGCGGCCGUACUACGCAACAUGAGAUAUGGCACAACUUCUUCGCGACUGCCCCGGGUGUUGUAUGGUUACAGCACCUGGCGCGAGAGAUGGGUGUAGUUAUCAUGAGCGACAAAUUGCAACGGCGCAUACGCAUCUAUGAUGAAGAAGAAGACUACGCCCACAUGAAGAUCGUUGAGCGCCAAAUCACGGAGAAGAUUGCCGCGCUCAACAUGCCGGAAGAAACACAUACGAUACAGUUUGACACCAAAGACUUUAGAAAGCUUCUUGUCUCUGACAAGGCUUCCAGGGCGCAGAAAAAGCUAGGAAAGUCCAAGGUCAGUCUCGAUGUUCUCAACAAGACUCUCGUCCUGCACUGUCAGCGCCAAGUCGCCUUGCUCGUUACUUUCGAGCUUGAUCUACCCCUACCACCGCCAUCAGUAAUCACAAAGAGUGAUCUAACCUGCCCUCAAUGCGGCGAUGCAACCAGCGACGUUAAAUUCUCAGCCUGCGGCCAUGUUGCGUGCAACGAGUGCUUCGACCACCAGCUACAAGUAGCAUCAUCUGACCUUACCAGCAACCACUUUCCCUUAAUGUGUUGGCACGCAAAUUGCGAACAGCCUGUAGCUAUCACAGAUCUGCGCAAGCACGCUACGGGAACAAUGAUGGAUGCACUGCUAAAAGCCUCUCUGACAUACCAUAUUCGUGCUUUUCCGGAGGUUUACCGCAAUUGCCGGAUGCCAGACUGUCAAUCUGUAUAUCUCCGCAAUGGAUCAUAUGAGAUCUUUACUUGCCCUACCUGUCUGACGCAAACAUGCACCUCGUGUCACGCAGAGCCGCACGUCGAUUGGACUUGUGCAAAGUACAAGGAACAUCUCCAGAAGGAUAAACAGAACGAAGAGCUAUUGAACGCUUACAAGGCCGUUGCUGGCACAAAGGAGUGUCCAAAAUGCGCAACACUGAUUGAGAAAGUCGACGGCUGCAAUCAUGUGGAGUGCAGUGGCUGCCAUGGACAUAUUUGUUGGGAGUGUGUCAAGAUCUUCCCGCAUAGCGAUUCUGCGUAUCAGCAUAUGAACGAUGCGCAUGGAGGAAACGGGCUGGUGGAGGAAGAAGAUGACGAAUAG
This is a messenger RNA of Exserohilum turcica Et28A, 1680 nucleotides long. RefSeq lists its product as uncharacterized. The coding region runs from base 1 to 1680 and encodes 559 amino acids. The record is from RefSeq and is a predicted model, not a curated record. Gene Ontology annotation, biological process: proteasome-mediated ubiquitin-dependent protein catabolic process; protein linear polyubiquitination. The transcript has a single exon. NCBI's taxonomy places the organism in Eukaryota, Fungi, Ascomycota, Dothideomycetes, Pleosporales, Pleosporaceae. Gene Ontology annotation, cellular component: ubiquitin ligase complex. Gene Ontology annotation, molecular function: zinc ion binding; ubiquitin-protein transferase activity; ubiquitin binding.